AUGGCGCUUCUCGGGGCGCCAUCACCUCGCCCUGGGUCGCUCGCAUCCAUCCGCGUCUCAGCCUUGUUGGCCUUCGGCGCUCCUGCCGUCGCCGCGCCGGCCCGUGCUUGCUUCAGCAGGCCGAAUCGUUCGCUCGUAUCCACAGCCGCCACGCCCGCCAACGACCGUUUCGAAUCAGCACAGCUUACCAAUGCGAUCCAGCAGAUCGACAAGCCCAGCAGACCCCAGCAGUACAAGGAUGUGGUGCUGAGCAGCCUGCCGCCCACCGCCACGCCCUCCGACAUCCGCUCGCUCGCCCUCGGCAAGACCAGAAACGAUCUCGCCCGCAUCGAAUUCCUCUACACCAAGUCCAUGCGUCCGUCCGGCAGAGCCAUCGCAUCUUUCUCCAACGCCGGCCACGCACGCACCUUCGAGGAAACCGUGCAGGGACGCAUCCUCGGCGGGCGCCAGGUCCAAGCGCGCCUCCAGUCCGCAGAACGUCGCGACGCCUUCCUCCAGUCCCACUAUGCCUCCUGGCCCUGGCACUAUCAGCUCCCGCUCGACCUCAUCGAGUACGAGCGUGGCACCCUCGUGCUCCUCCGCAACAUCCCCCAGGACACGUUUGAAGCGCGCCUCGAAGAACGCCUCGCCUCCCGCUACGACCUUCGCCAGCAGGACCGAUGGCGUGGCAAGCGCACCGCAUACCCCGGCUAUUUUCACGACAAGAAGGGCUACGGAGGCUCGCACGACGUCGUCCUCGGCGGCGUGCUCAAACUGCCCAAGGCCCAUCCUGACGCAACCACCACCUCCUUUAUCGUCCGUUGCCAGUCCGCUUUCGAGGCGAAUCGCCUCGUGCGCAGGUGGCACAACACCUACUUUGCGCCGGCCACCUUCGACAUCCAAGACACCGCCGGCCGAUACCGCGUCGCCGCCUCCGUCCUCUACUGA
Messenger RNA from Moesziomyces aphidis, 927 nucleotides. The record is from the annotation of a GenBank genome assembly. NCBI's taxonomy places the organism in Eukaryota, Fungi, Basidiomycota, Ustilaginomycetes, Ustilaginales, Ustilaginaceae.